GCAUACUACACAACAUGUAGCAUGUUGCACUGUCAUUUCAGGACUGUUGUUGGGUGAAUUUGUUCAUUGAAAUUGGGUUAUUAUUAAUCUACGCUGUUGUAAAAUGCAUUUUAUUUUGGGAUUGUAUUUGAUAAUCAUCUUAAACUUUAGUUUAGUUUUGGGUGGAGGUCAUUUGUCGGUAAAGCUGGUGGAAUUUGUCAACCCCGGCGGAAAAGGAAGUAACAACCGGAAGUGCGACGGGAGGUUUGGCAUCACCUUCAGCAAAUGCGAUCAUCGCUUCAUUAUUUGUGUUGACAAACACACAGGUGCGAAUUCGAUGAACAAGUGUCCCUUUGGUCGCAUUGAAACACCAGUUAUAUUAAAUGCCGAUACAAUCUCGUUCCCCGACAACAUCCAUGGAAUGGAAAACCCAUUCCUGUUCAACGUAACAUCGUGGCCUGCUUCUGGAAAAUUCAAAUUGAAAGUUGAUAUUUGGGAUGACGAUUCACGUACUGCUGAUGAUCACGUGGCAUUUCUGUACAGAAAGUUUGUUCUAAAACCGAGCGGCCACAGGCGAAACCACACUCGCUUGCGCUUCAUGCUCCAUCGCAGAACCAGAUUGGUGGUGGACCUUGCGGUGUUUUGUGACGAUUACUAUUUUGGUAAAUCAUGUGACGUUUACUGUCGACCUAGAAAUGACUAUACCGGGCACUACAUCUGUAACAGUGAAGGCCAGAAAAUCUGUAUAAAGGGCUGGAGAGGAUCUAAGUGCACCCUUGUUGAUGAUUGUGUAGACGUGCCAUGCCAAAAUAAUGGCACGUGUCUGACGGAUAAUCGACAAAAUUCCUUCUUCUGUGAAUGUCAGCAUGGGUUUUCAGGAAAACUUUGUGACAUUCAACUUUGCCAAGAAAACGUCUGCAAAAACGGUGGAGUUUGUUAUCUUGUUAACAAUACAAAUGCUUGCGACUGUCCCUCAGAAUGGACCGGCGAAAGAUGUGAGACUAGACUUGCAAGUUGUGAUGACGUCACAUGCUUCAACAACGGAACCUGCGCAGAAGUUAUGAAUAAAUUCCAGUGUCGUUGCAAAACAGGUUGGCAAGGUAUAGCAUGCUUGAGGGACAUCGAUGAAUGCUUAGAUAACCCUUGUCAUGGAAACUCUAAAUGCAUCAACACAGACGGAAGUUAUUUUUGCAAAUGUUUGCAUGGAUGGAGUGGAAACGACUGUGCAGAAGACGUGAAUGAGUGCGAAAAGCGGCCAUGUGCAAACACUGCAGAAUGUGUCAACACAGAAGGGAGUUACCGGUGUCGGUGCUUGGAAAAGUCAACGGUGAAAGAUUGUUUUCCACCUAUUCGGGAGUGUUCCCAUAUGGUCUGUCAAAAUAACGGCACUUGUAUCGUAGAUGGAGAUGGAGAACGUUGUCUUUGUUUAGAACCUUGGAGAGGAGAAGUAUGUUCUGAGUUAAAGGAUUAUAGUUUGGCCUGCAAAAACGAUUGCACUACUUACGGCGAUUGUAAGGUUGACACUCAAGGGAAUUGGACAUGUACUUGUCAAAUGGAGAAUCUUUGUAAUACCAGUGUUCCCAAAAUUUGUGCAAUGCAAAAAGGCUUUGAUGUAAAUAUAUCCUAUCCUCGUUCAAAAACGGGUAAAGAGCUAAUUAAACAAGACUUCUUUCUUUGUAUGGGAAUUAAUAUUACCCAGUCAAAAGUUCUGGAUUCAGCGAAUCCCAACAAAGAGAAAAUGAACAUAGUUGGGGCAGGUUCCAAGUUUGUCUUUUGGACAAAUUGUUCAAUGUGGCUGCAAAAUAGUUUGAAAAACUGUUCACAAUUUUUAUUUGACGACGAUCUGUUUCAAGAAGAAAAUAGCAAAAAGGCAAACAAGACUAGAACUGGUCAUUUAAUGAACGCAAAGGGUUCCGAAAACUGGUUUCCACUAUUUAUUCUCCUGGUUGUUCCUUUGUUGCUCAUCGCCUGCUUUCUCGUUUUACGCAAAAGGAUGAAGAAAACCCGAGAAUCUGAAGAACCAGAUAUCGUGGGCGAUAAUACUAAUAUUUCGUUCGGCAAUUUCCUGUAUGCAGAGAUAAACGGCGAUAAUCAUUAAUAGAAUGAAAAUGUAUAGAGUUUCAAGUUUUCUAUAUGACUGUACAAUCUCCGUCGACGAACAAAACACUUUCUAUUUUACUGACUUGCAAGUAUUCACACAAGACUAUAUAUGACCCCCUACGUUUAACCGAAUUGAAUUCAAGUUUCAAGUUUUUUAAUUUCCUUUUAAGCUAGCUGGCUGACAUCAGAGUAAUUGGCACGUUAUUUAAAAAAAAAUCAUACAGAGAGAGAGAGAGAGAGAGAGAGAGUUAACGUAAAAAUACAUGCAUGAAAAUAAUGCUAUACAUAAGUAUUGUUAUUUCUUAACAAUGUGGCAGCAUUCAAAAAUUUCCCCAAAUUUAAAAGUUCUUCAACACUAUUAGUAGUUCAGCAAUUGCAUUAAUUCAAAGACGCUAGGCUGAGUAUAAUGGUACUUCUUUUCAAGAAUUUCUCUCUUAGUUCCUUAUAGAAAGGGCAUUUCAAAAUAAAAUGAAAUUCGUCUUCUACAUGUAUAUCAUGGAGAUUACAACAUAUACAUAAUCUAUUAGUCUUAGUUACAUGUAUGUUACUGUGUCGGCCCGUUUCAAUAUUCAGUAUAUGAUUUCAUAACCUACAUUUUGUUAAUAAUUGUCUGAAUUUUUUGUCAGUAGGAUUUGUUAAAUAUGAUUGCAAGCAGAAAUUGUCAAUUAAAUGUUGAUAUACAUAAUGCACCCUUUGGAGAAAUCGAUAUACUUUCUGUCGUAUUUUUCUUCGAAACAUCUAAAGUCGUUAU
This is a messenger RNA of Saccostrea echinata, 2830 nucleotides long. RefSeq names its product delta-like protein A. Lineage: Eukaryota; Metazoa; Mollusca; Bivalvia; Ostreida; Ostreidae. Gene Ontology annotation, molecular function: heparin binding; calcium ion binding; Roundabout binding. The transcript has 10 exons. Gene Ontology annotation, biological process: axon guidance; negative chemotaxis; cell communication. Bases 104 to 2077 code for a protein of 657 amino acids. The record is from RefSeq and is a predicted model, not a curated record. Gene Ontology annotation, cellular component: membrane.